AUGGAGGCAGAUCGUGAGGGAGACCAAGAUUCAUACUGGACUGUAGUGCCAAAUAAGAAGGAAACUAAUAUUGGACCUUCCAAAGAUCAAAGCCCAAGAAUCAUAAAUGAUGUGACUGGAACAAAAAUGACUUGUGUCUCUUUCUGCAGACCAACCCUGUUGAGAGUUGAUAUUGUGGACUUGGAAAUUGAUGAUAGCAUAAGUGAUUAUAACAAUGCUAGUUCGCCUUUCGAAUGGACUUUGGAUCGUUUCGAACAUAUAAUAAAAUUAAAAGAAUCUGCUCUAGCAUAUGGUCACAAAAUUUGGGCCGAUUAUAUAUUCUUUCUGGAUGUGGACGUACUGUUAACGCUUCCCGAUACAUUAAAACAUCUCACAAAUUUAAGAUUACCAAUUGUAGCGCCAUUGCUUUUGUCCGAAAGCUUGUAUUCAAAUUUUUGGUGCGGGAUGACAGCAGACUACUAUUACGAGCGCACGGAUGAAUAUAAAGAAAUAUAUAAUAUUAAAAAAGUCGGAACUUACCGUGUACCAAUGAUUCAUAGCGCAGUAUUAGUGCAUUUAAACUAUAUGGGUUCUUAUUACUUAACUUUUGAAAAGGAACGUUUAAGAGAAAUUCAGCAAAAUAAUAUUCAGUGGGCUAAAGAAAAUAAUAAUCACUGUCGUUUGUAUGAUGGACCUUUGGAUGAUAUCAUCAUAUUUGCCAUAUCUGCAAAUUGUUCACAAAUUCCUUUGUACUUAGAUAAUCAAUAUCUUUAUGGGUAUAUUUUACAACCAUUAGAAGCUAACGAUAAUUUGACCCAAGACUUGCUCCAAUUGACCAAUAUUCAAACAAAUAUUGUAAAUGAUCUUGGAAAAGUUGUCGACGUUCUUGAUUAUUUAGAAAAGUUUAAGCCAAAAAGCGAGAAACAUAAACUAACUUUAGAUCAUAUUUAUAUGAUUAACUUAAAUCGACGACCCGAGCGCCGCUUAAAAAUGGAAAAACUAUUCGCUAUAUUAAAUCUAGAUGUUGAACAUUUUCCUGCAGUUGAUGGGAAGGAACUUAAUUUGGAUAUUAUUAAUGAAAUGGGCAUUAAAUUUUUACCAGGAUAUGAGGAUCCAUAUCAUCAUCGUCAAAUGACAAUGGGUGAAAUCGGUUGCUUUUUGAGUCAUUAUCGUAUUUGGGAAAAAAUAGUAGAAAACAAACUGAAAGAAGUAUUGAUAUUGGAAGAUGAUAUACGUUUCGAACCAUAUUUUCAAGAACGUGCGGUACGUGUUUUAAAUGAAGCCAGAAGUGUGGUCGAAUAUGAUCUAAUUUACUUUGGUCGUAAACGGCUUAAGGAUGAAAAUGAGCCAUGGGUUCAAGACACUGACUACUUAGUACAUGCUGGUUAUUCGUACUGGACAUUAGGCUAUGUUUUGUCCUAUGAAGGCGCUCUCAAACUACUCAAUGCAAAACCACUUCAAAAGUUAAUACCAGUCGAUGAAUACCUACCUUUGAUGUUUAAUCGCCAUCCAAAUAAAACUUGGAGUGCUGCAUUUCCAGAAAGAAAUGUGAUUGCUCUUAGCGCGGCACCAUUAAUUUUGUUUCCUACUCAUUAUACUGGAGAUAUGGGCUAUAUAUCAGAUACUGAGGACUCAGAAUUAACUUCACAACCUUCAGCACAACUCACAAACACAAAUACGGCACAACUCAAAAGUGAUCGUGAAUUAGAAUUGAAUUUUAGUAGUGAUAUGCAUAAUACGAAUGCUGCUUGGAGAGAUGGAGAGGAAGUGAAAAGCAGCAUAGAUAUCGCCAAAACACAUGAGGAAUUAUAAAUAAUUUAUUAAUUAGUUUUUUGUUCACUUGUCGUUUACUGUGAUUUUAACCUUGCCAUGUGCAUUUUGUUUUAAGAAGUGCCUUACUAAUUUUAAAUGUUGUAAAAUGUUUUUUUGUGAACGUACAAUUUAUUUUAACAAAUUUAUAUAAAUAUGUUUAUUUGUAUCGUCAUCAAAGAUGAUCCCACGUAAUCUCGCAACUAUAGGCAAGUCUGGAAAAUAUUUUCCAAAGAGUAUGUGUGAUCGGUCUAUCAUUAAUACAACAAUAAACUCAUUAAAUACUCUGUAAAGAAUCUCUGCAAAUAAUUAAAUAUUAAAUAUUUUUUAUUAUACCUGUUUACUAAUCCAAAGCGAUACCAAAACAAGUAAUUUAGACUUGUAAAUAUAAAAUAUUUACAGUA
Teleopsis dalmanni is the source of this 2192-nucleotide messenger RNA. Its product is annotated as glycosyltransferase 25 family member-like. The record is from RefSeq and is a predicted model, not a curated record. Lineage: Eukaryota; Metazoa; Arthropoda; Insecta; Diptera; Diopsidae. The transcript is spliced from 7 exons. The coding region runs from base 1 to 1791 and encodes 596 amino acids. Gene Ontology annotation, molecular function: procollagen galactosyltransferase activity.